This is a messenger RNA of Pelobates fuscus (common spadefoot toad), 1395 nucleotides long. It is a transcript of the gene EN1, whose product is annotated as engrailed homeobox 1. The transcript is spliced from 2 exons. Gene Ontology annotation, molecular function: DNA-binding transcription factor activity, RNA polymerase II-specific; RNA polymerase II cis-regulatory region sequence-specific DNA binding. The record is from RefSeq and is a predicted model, not a curated record. Gene Ontology annotation, cellular component: nucleus. Lineage: Eukaryota; Metazoa; Chordata; Amphibia; Anura; Pelobatidae. Bases 81 to 752 code for a protein of 223 amino acids. Gene Ontology annotation, biological process: neuron differentiation; regulation of transcription by RNA polymerase II; multicellular organism development.
GAGAGGGAGCUCUCAGAGGGAGCUCGAAGCUUCACUCAGCCUCACUCAGCCCAGGAGCAGGUGGGCUCCAGGGGCCCGUGAUGGAGGAUCAGACUGAGCACAGCCCAGGGGCCCCCAGUGAUUCCGAUCCAGGGGUGUCCCCUCCCCCCCUGCACCCCGGGGCCCCCCCACACCGGACCACCAAUUUUUUCAUUGACAACAUCCUGCGGCCGGACUUCGGGUGCCGAAAGGAGCCCCCCGGGAGGGAGAAUGUCAACCCCCUGCACCCCACUUCCAGCCAGGACUCAGAUACCCCUUCAGACAGCUCCAAAAGUAGCGACCCCAACCCGGCCCUACUCCUAGUGGGGUCCCCGGGGGCCCCAGCUCUCAAGAAUGACCCCCUGGUGUGGCCAGCCUGGGUUUACUGUACCCGCUACUCCGACCGACCCUCCUCAGGACCCCGGACAAGGAAGCUGAAGAAGAAGAAGAAUGAAAAGGAAGACAAGAGACCCCGCACUGCGUUCACUGCGGAGCAGCUGCAAAGACUGAAGAAUGAGUUCCAGGCGAACCGUUAUAUCACUGAGCAAAGGCGGCAAAGUCUGGCACAAGAACUCAACCUCAAUGAGUCUCAAAUCAAGAUCUGGUUUCAGAACAAAAGGGCAAAGAUAAAGAAAGCCUCGGGUUUAAAGAAUGGACUGGCCUUACAUCUUAUGGCCCAAGGACUCUAUAACCACUCCACCACUACUAUACAGGACAAGGAAGAGAGUGAGUGAGGGGCAAGUUGGGGUUUGUCUCCCAGAGACUUUGUAACCACUCAACUACUACUGUGCAGAACAAGGACAAGAGUGAGGGGCAAGCGGGGGGUCCUGUUCCAGAGACUCUACAACCACUCAAUUACUGCUGUGCAGGAUAUGGAUGAGAGUGAAUGAGGGGCUGCCUAGGGGCCCACUCCUGAUGACUGUGCAACCACUCAACUAGUGGUGUUCAGGACAAAGAUGAGAGUGAAUGUGGGGGCUGCCUGGGGGUCUGGUGCAUCCUCUUCUUGGACCCCACAAUUAGGUGGAAAGGUUAUCAGUGAUGGACUGGGGCGACUUAGUGUGUGGACAACCCAGAUAUCUAUAUAUACAGCCAGACCCUGUCCCUAUAUAGACUUGCUAUCAGGUAAGGACACAGGUGUUUGUACCUUGGUUUAUUUCAGGGGGCUGUCCAUCCGUCUGUAUAACUUUUAGUGUGGAUGUGCCACCCAUGUUUCAGAGCACCCCCAAAUUCCCUUUUGCAAACAGAGGUACUGAGCUGUCCUUUCAAGCCAAAGAUUUUAUUAUGUAGAGGAAUGUGUACCCCAAUAUAGUGUGGGCUGCUGUCAGGACACAGACUGUCUAUAAGUUAUUUUAUAAUAAAAUACCAAUAUUGAUCACA